AAACUCCCACCUUACCACACGCCCUCCAAUUUCCAUGGCCGGCACCAAACGCACCUGGGAAGGCCAACAACUGCCCACGAGAACCCCCGACUCACCUUUCAACAUGGACACCGAAGCUACAAGCGCAACCACCCCACCCUCGAUCCAAAGCAUGUUCAAAACCUUCCGCAACGAACUAGACGAACACCACGACCGGCGCGAGCGCCUUAUCAAGACAAGCAGAGACAUCACCGCUCUCAGCAAGAAAAUAAUCUUCUCCCUCCAACGCGUGCGCAACACCCCCGGCACCCCCCUUCCGCCCUCAAUCGCCACCGAAAUAAACCCCCGCUUCACGCAAAUUACCUCCCUCUUCGAAUCCACCCUCCCGGACCUCCAGACCAUAAACCAACACCGCUACCAGCGACAACUCAGCGGCGCGAUCCAGGAGUUCAUCGAAGCGCUCUCCUUCCGGCACUACCUCACCACCCAGACCCUCAUCACGAUGGCCGAGAUCCGCGCCCAUCUGCCUGACGGGAUCCUGUUGACGGAGGAGGAUUAUCUGAUGGGGGUGUUUGAUUUGACCGGGGAGAUGAUGCGGUUUGCUGUGACGGGGUUGAGUGCUACUACUACCACUACUGCUGCUGCUGCUGCUGCUGCUGCUGCUUCUUCUUCUGCCUCUGGGGAUGAUGGGCAAGAUGCCGGGAAUGGGGAUGGGGAUGGGGAUAAGGGAAGUGCGUCGAAGGCUGUGCAAAAGAAGAGGGUGUUUCUCCGACCCGAGCAGAAUGCCCUCGUCGUGGAUUUACGCGCCAUGCGCGCGGCGAUCGAGCUGCUGAGUAUCCCGCGGAGGCACGCGGGGUCGAUGUUUCGGGAUCUCGGUCGUAAGACGGAGGUGAUGCAGGGGUCCGUGGAGAAGGUGGAGCGUGCGGCGUAUGGGAUUCUGGUCAGGGGGAGUGAGCGGCCGGAAGGGUGGAGGCCUGAUCUCAGUUCGGCGGGUGGGCCGGAGGGUGAGGUUUAUUAG
Molecule: messenger RNA, 997 nt
Organism: Aspergillus saccharolyticus JOP 1030-1
Lineage: Eukaryota; Fungi; Ascomycota; Eurotiomycetes; Eurotiales; Aspergillaceae
Product: translin family protein
Exons: 3
Coding region: 35-997 (320 amino acids)
Cellular component (GO): nucleus; cytoplasm
Molecular function (GO): RNA binding; RNA endonuclease activity; sequence-specific DNA binding
Source: RefSeq, a predicted model, not a curated record